Colossoma macropomum (tambaqui) is the source of this 3216-nucleotide messenger RNA. RefSeq names its product carnitine palmitoyltransferase 1B (muscle) (gene cpt1b). Gene Ontology annotation, cellular component: mitochondrion. Lineage: Eukaryota; Metazoa; Chordata; Actinopteri; Characiformes; Serrasalmidae. Gene Ontology annotation, biological process: carnitine metabolic process; fatty acid metabolic process. Gene Ontology annotation, molecular function: carnitine O-palmitoyltransferase activity. The record is from RefSeq and is a predicted model, not a curated record.
UCACAAGCCAUAUUUAGUGCACAACGCAGGAGACAUGGGAACUGUUCUAAACAUGCACUAAGAAAUCAUCCAGCGUCUUCCUCCUUUUUUAGCUCUUUGCGGCAAGAUUGUUGAUAUUUGGGCCACUAGACUAGCCUGAGCCAGAGCGGUGUCCAGUUACACACUCACACAUACACGCUGAGAGGGAGAGCAAGGAAGAGAGAAACAUACAGAAGAAAGGUAGAAGCAGAGAACGUGGGAGAGAAGAGAGUGUGACCUGAGUGUGCAUGUAAGACUGAUUUCCACCUACAGUUUACUUGAGCAGAGUCGUGUAAAGGGCAGCAGUGUCAGACUGAGCUCCACAGCUGUCUCUGCACAAGGAGUUCCCACUGACCCUGAGUGGAACCUGGAGGUCUCCAGUCAUUCUGUUUCACUACAUCAGCAUACGACCACACUGCUACAAGAACAGCGUGUGCGAUGGCAGAGGCCCACCAGGCGGUGGCCUUCCAGUUCACCGUCACCCCGGAGGGCAUCAAAUUACAGCUGAGCCGCGAAGUGCUCAAACACAUCUACCUGUCUGGAGUGACAUCAUGGAGAAAACGUGCCAUUCAGUUCAAAAAUGGCAUCCUCACAGAGGUCUAUCCUGCAAGUCCAUCCAGCUGGUUAUUCAUGGUCAUUGCAAUAAUGAGCUCCGUGUAUGCCCGAGUAGACCCCUCCAUGGGAAUGAUUGACAGCAUCAAGAAAGUUUUACCUGUGAGUGACUACCUUACAGUUCAGACUCAGACGGUGUUGAGUGCUAUCCUGUUUGCCACGGCCCUGUGGUUGUCCCUGAUUCUGCUGCUACGCUACACUCUGAAAGCUCUGCUCUCCUACCACGGCUGGAUCUUUGAGCCACAUGGCAAAAUGAGCGCCUCCACCAAGCUCUGGAUGAGUCUAGUGAAGAUGUUUUCGGGUCGUCGGCCUUUGCUCUACAGUUUCCAGGCUGCUUUACCAAGACUGCCUGUUCCCAACAUUGAUGACACCAUCCAAAGGUAUCUUGAAUCAGUGCGACCCCUACUGGACGAUGACCAAUACAAACAAAUGGAAAUUGUGGCCACUGAGUUCAAAAAGGACCAAGCCCCCAAACUGCAAAAAUACCUUCUGGCAAAAUCCUGGUGGGCCAAUAAUUAUGUGAGCGACUGGUGGGAAGAAUACAUCUAUCUGAGAGGACGAGGCCCUAUCAUGGUGAACAGCAACUUCUACACCAUGGACAUGCUGUAUACAAUCCCCACCCACAGACAGGCAGCACGAGCAGGAAAUGUGGUCCACGCCAUCCUGCAGUACCGCCGUAAGCUAGAGCGAGGAGAGCAUGCCCCGAUGAGAGCUCUGGGGGUGGUACCUAUGUGCUCCUAUCAGUAUGAGAGAAUGUUCAACACCGCUCGAAUCCCUGGCCUUGAAACAGAUUAUGUCCAACAUCUGAGGAACAGGAAGCACCUGGUUGUGUACCACCGAGGACGCUUCUUUAAGGUGUGGCUGUAUUAUGGUGGUCGCCAUCUCUUGCCUUCAGAACUGGAGCAGCAGUUUCAGCACAUCCUCAACGACACCACGGAGCCUCAGCCUGGAGAACUCAAACUUGCCUCACUCACAGCCGGGAACAGAGUUCCCUGGGCCAAAGCACGGCAGAAAUACUUCAGUGAUGGGCUCAACAAGAUGUCUCUAGAUGCCAUUGAGACAGCUGCCUUUUUCCUGACCCUGGAUAAUGAGGCACAUGGAUAUGACCCUGAAAGGCCAAGGUCGAUGGAUCUCUAUGCCAAAUCCCUACUGCAUGGAACGUGCUACGACAGGUGGUUUGACAAAUCUUUCAAUCUGAUUGUCUACAAGAAUGGUAAAAUAGGGGUGAAUACAGAGCCAUGGGCAGACGCCCCAAUCAUUGGGCACAUGUGGGAGGACAUUUUGGCUACAGAUGUCUUCCGCUUGGGUUACACUGAGGAAGGCCACUGCAAAGGAGACAUCAAUAAAGGUCUGACUUUCCCGACUAGGCUACAGUGGGACAUUCCAAAAGCGUGUCAGGAGAUUAUUGAAGGCUCUUAUGCAAUCGCAAAGGAGCUGGCUGACGAUGUGGAUUUCUGCUGCUGUGUGUUUGAUGAAUUUGGGAAAGGCCUGAUCAAGAAAUCCAGAACAAGCCCUGACGCCUUCAUCCAAAUAGCGCUACAGCUUGCUCACUUCAGGGACAAAGGUGAGUUUUGUCUUACAUAUGAGUCCUCGAUGACACGGAUGUUCCGGGAAGGACGGACAGAGACUGUUCGUUCCUGCACCAUUGAAUCUACAGCCUUCGUUCGGGCCAUGGAGGAUGAGGCCUGUAUGAACGAGCAACGGCUGGCCCUGUUCCGGAGAGCCGCAGAAAAACACCAGAACAUGUAUCGUCUGGCCAUGACAGGAGCUGGCAUUGACCGCCAUCUCUUCUGCCUCUACAUCGUUUCCAAACUACUGGACAUUGAAUCCCCCUUUCUCAAACAGGUUCUUUCAGAGCCUUGGCGUCUCUCCACGAGUCAGACUCCUCAGCAUCAGCUCAACCUUGUUGAUAUGCAGAAAUUCCCUAAAUAUGUAGGAGCUGGAGGAGGCUUUGGCCCUGUUGCUGAUGAUGGUUAUGGAGUUUCUUAUAAUAUUGUCGGGGAGAAUCUCGUCACAUUCCACAUCUCCAGCAAGUACUCUUCCCCAGAAACGGACUCACAUCGCUUCGGGCAGAACAUCAGACAGGCCAUGCUGGACAUUAAAGCACUGUUCAACCAGAAGCAGAAGGCAAAUUAACUAUCAACAGCAUGAAGUGAAGACAUCACAACACACAAACCAUACAUGGCUGGCCAGCUGCACGGCUUAGAGCUUACAGGACGAUCACAGAACACAGAGAACCUGUAAAAAUCUGUACAGUUAUUAUAUAUAUAUUUCUAAUUUUUUUGAAUGUAAUGAAUCUGUUUUAAUUUACUGCUUUUUCAAUUAAGAAAUAACAAAAACUGUAGAAUAUUAAGAAAAAGCUAAAUUCAGGUAUAUUUUUAAGAAAAAUCCUUAAAGUUCUGUAAAUGUACACAAUGUAACAUACUUGUAGAGAAAUAGUGUACAGUGUACAAUUGUAAAUACUGACUUUAAUGUACUUGAAGCAUGUUGAUUUCCUUUGAAAGUUACAGGUUAGAUGGUUUGGGGCAGUGGAGUAAUGUCCACCUAGUAUAUUUAUGCAUAUUCCAUUAAAUUAUUUGACUUUUU